This is a messenger RNA of Ceratosolen solmsi marchali, 782 nucleotides long. RefSeq names its product ribosomal protein S5a (gene RpS5a). The record is from RefSeq and is a predicted model, not a curated record. Gene Ontology annotation, molecular function: RNA binding; structural constituent of ribosome. The transcript is spliced from 3 exons. Gene Ontology annotation, biological process: translation. Bases 92 to 739 code for a protein of 215 amino acids. Gene Ontology annotation, cellular component: small ribosomal subunit. Lineage: Eukaryota; Metazoa; Arthropoda; Insecta; Hymenoptera; Agaonidae.
CUAACAGGUCAAAGCUACGUGAACAUACUUUUAUUACAUUCUUUUCGUUUUUCAUUCGUCUUAUGAACACGUGUGUUAUUUAAGAUAAAUCAUGGUUGAUGUUGACAAGUAUGAAGAUAUUGUUCAAACUGGAGAUACUUUAGCCGUAACUUUAUCAACUGAGUUACCAGAAAUUAAACUUUUUGGACGAUGGAAUUGUGAUGAUGUUAAUAUUAAUGAUAUGUCUUUACAAGAUUAUAUAGCAGUUAAGGAAAAAAAUGCAAAAUAUCUUCCUCAUUCAGCAGGUCGCUAUGCAGCAAAACGAUUUCGUAAAGCUCAGUGUCCCAUUGUAGAACGUUUAACUAAUUCUCUUAUGAUGCAUGGUAGAAAUAAUGGCAAAAAAUUGAUGGCUGUACGCAUUGUUAAACAUGCUUUUGAAAUUAUCCAUCUUUUAACUGGAGAAAAUCCAUUACAGGUGUUAGUUACAGCCAUUAUAAAUUCAGGACCACGGGAAGAUUCUACAAGAAUCGGACGCGCUGGUACUGUUCGACGACAAGCAGUUGAUGUUUCACCUCUCCGAAGAGUUAAUCAAGCAAUCUGGUUGCUUUGUACUGGAGCUAGAGAAGCAGCAUUCCGUAAUAUUAAAACUAUUGCCGAAUGUUUAGCAGAUGAAUUGAUUAAUGCUGCUAAAGGAUCAUCAAAUUCUUACGCUAUUAAAAAAAAAGAUGAACUCGAGCGAGUUGCUAAAUCAAAUCGUUAAAUUUCAAUAUUUAUCAAAGAACAAUAAAUGAUAUUCAAAUAUA